AUGAGUGCUAACUGGUCCAGCAUGACGGGAUCUAAUCACAACAUGAGCAUUAGCAGCAUGCUGACUUUGGAUUCCAUUGAUGAGGACGAAGACCUGGCUGACAUUGACAUCAUUCAAUUUCCUCCUAAUUACGAAAUGUUUCCUCAACCACAACAAGAAUCAUCUUUUUUUCACGAUGUGAAUCAUUCGUCUGGAGAUAUUGAAUCUGGUUCUUCUCGGUCAUCUGAUCAAUCAAAACAAAGCAAACGAUCUAGAGGAAGAAAAAGUACUAGUGGAUCAGGUUCCUCUAAGAGUCUCAGAAGGAUAAACAGAUGUCGUUCCUCUCGGAAUCUUGAGUCUGGAGCUAGUUCCGUCUCUCCCACAACCAAACAUACUUACACAAAAGAAGAGAUUGAAAAACAAGCGAUGGAUCUAGAUGAAGCUCUGAUACUUGCAGCCUAUGCGGAAAAGGCUGCCUUAAGAAUCCAAACAGUCUUUCGAGAACGGCAACAACAAAAGCAAUCGGGUAAGGAUGAUUCUACUACUGAAACUGACGAUGAGAAGGAUGAAUUGACAUCGGAUGAUGAAGUAGGGGAGGAGCCUUCGCCCGACUGGUACAUGAUGAUAUUAUUGGCAACCAUUGCCUGUUUUACGGACCUCCCCAAUUGGAUAAACAAAAUUUGGGGUUGGUUGAAACGAAUCUUUGGAGGAGACGAUUCAGUGAAUGCAACUGAUAUGCAGGCGAUGACGAAUGGGACGCCAGGGCCUGGUGGUAAUGGAGGCGGUGGCGGUGGUGGUGGUGAAGCAAUGGCGAGUCAAGCUGCAGCAUCUGCAAGUGGAGCCGCAGGUUCCGGGGCAACAGCAGGGGUCGCCGCUGGAGCAGCUGCAUCUUCAGCAGUCGCUACUGCGGCAUCAGCUGGAGCAGCCGCGGCUGGGGCCGGGGCAGCCCAAGUGGCUACCGUCGUUGCAGUCUCAACAGCUGCCGUUGCUGCUACUACAUCGAUUGUAGUAUCCCCAACAAUGGAGUCGAUCCUCUCGGCUUGUGGACUUCCAAACCCAGACAUUUGA
Molecule: messenger RNA, 1047 nt
Organism: Cylindrotheca closterium
Lineage: Eukaryota; Bacillariophyta; Bacillariophyceae; Bacillariales; Bacillariaceae
Source: the annotation of a GenBank genome assembly